UCCAGAAGAGAAUUAUCCUGAGUGGAAACUAGCCUUUACCCGUCUGUUUAGACGGGAAAGUUAGGCGGAAAAAUCGGAUAAGAAACCUGUCUGUGAUCUGAUUCACAUCAGGCGAGUUUCCCGUCUAAGGAGUAAGGCCCCAUUUUACUACGCGGAAUUUUAGAUUUGGUACGCUUGAAAUUUGACUCAAUUGACGAAAAAUGUGACUAAAAAUUUCACAUUUUUUUGGUAAUAAAUGACACGAGACGUACUGUGCAUAUGUUCCAGAUAUGCUCAUUCAUUGUUCAGUUUUCUAUAUAGCCCAGCGCUAGUGAAAUCCAACAUGGCCGUCAAUGUGGAAAAGCGGGGUUUAGCUGCACUUCGCCAAAAAUCUGAUAGUAUUUUUAACAAAAGAUUCAAACUGAAGUCGAAGGAGGACCAAUAUGUUCUUCCUGAAGCUGGUGCUAUGUUCUCUCUUCCAGGUUUUACUAAUGAGCGGUUAAUUACGAUUAAAGACAGUUUAAACACAACCAAAAAUUUACUAAAUUCCAAAGACAUAGAAAAAUGGAGAAAACAUACAAGUAAAACUAACCCAUGUGGUUUAGUGGUAAAAAAUCUACGCGAGGCAGUAAAACCUGAGUUAUGCACCCAAGCAUGGGCAAAAUUUUAUGAAAUAUUAAGCUCUUGUGAUGUUAUUCCUUCGAAAUGCAUACAAAAUAGAAAGCUUACUAGUUUACAUCUGUGUGAAGCUCCUGGUGCAUUUAUUGCAAGCUUAAACCAUUAUUUAAAGUCAAAUUUGGAUGAUAUGGACUGGAAAUGGCUUGCAUCGACUCUUAACCCCUUUUACGAAGGAAAUGAUACAAAACAAAUGAUCUCUGGAGAACGGUUUAUUGUCGAGACUCUAGGAAACUGGAAUUUUGGUGAAAGUAAUGAUGGUGAUUUAAUGAAGUGGGAGAACCUUGAUUGUCUGUUGAAGGCAGUAGGCGGUGCUGGGAAUGUUGAUAUUGUGACAGCAGAUGGCAGUAUCAGUUGUGCAGAUGAGCCUGACAAACAAGAGAUUGUGAUUAGCCAAUUAUUGUAUUGUGAGGUAGUUGCUGCUCUCAUUAAUCUAGCAUGUGGAGGUACUCUGGUCAUAAAAAUGUUUACUAUGUUUGAACAUCACACUAUUGGAAUUCUAUUUCUGCUGUGUUGUCUCUUUGAAGAGGUUGAGAUUAUUAAACCAGGAACCAGUAAACCGGGGAAUUCAGAAGUUUACUGUGUUUGUACAUCCUUUGCUGGACCUACGCAUCUUCCCAAAGACCUUUUAGAAAAACUACGAUUCCACUAUGGCCCGAUCACACCUGAACUAACAUUGACCUCCCUUGAGUGUUUACCACCAAAGUUCAUAGAACAAGUGAUAAAGUGUGCAAAGACAUUCUCAGAAUAUCAAACUAAUGCCAUAAAUAGAAACAUAGAAUUAUUUGAAAGUUUUUCAAAAGGCAAAUGGAAGUUCUUGACUAAACUCAGGAAGCAUUUAGCAAAGGAAUUUGUUAUUCGUUUUAAUGUACAGUAUGUGGAACAAGACUUGUUUGUUGUAUCACAGGUUCAUUUGGAUGGUACACAGCUUAGUUACUGGCCUGAAAGUUUACAUGAGACAUACUGUAACUCAGGUACCCAUCAUACAGGCUCUUAUGUUCAGAGAGUUGCAAUGUCAAAACUUGGCUGGCAUGAAAGAGUUGUUUCUCCAAAUGAAAUGAAGUUCUUGAUUACUGAAGAGGAACUUGUCAAUGAAAUAUUCAAUUCAGUAACAUCAAUUAACUGGUUGAAAAGAAAGGAAGAAACGAAGUCAGAUUUACAACACUGGGAUGUCGUCUCUGGUAAAGCUAUCAAACUAAUCCAGAGUUCGCGAUUCUGCACCCCGACGUUAAUAAAUCAACUGAAUGAAGCAAGAAUGGCCGCGAAAUUAUAUCAUUCUUCUCAAGGAAAGCAGCUCAUUGAAGCUGUAGAAUGCCUUGUAAAAGAAAAAGCACUAGAAAUCGGGCACUGGAAAGGUGUUUUCAACAUCGUUAGUCUACUACAGGAAUGUGGUAUGUUGAAUGAGUAUAAAUCUAGUUUUAUGCUGGAUAUUUCCGGGAAUGGUCGGUUUGUUUCUCAAUUGUUGCGGAGUGGAGUUUGUUAUAAUGAGCAAUGUAUAUCAUUGAUGUGCCUGAACUGUGCAGAACAUUGCAAUGACGUUGAACUGAGAAAGAUCGUGGCCAAGAGUUGUUCAGGGUUUGAUACCAGUGAAGUUGAAAAAUUAAGACAUUUUGGCUGUGAGGAAAUGAAUGAAGAUGUUUUAGCAACCAACACUGGUCAAGACGAAGCAGAUAAAGAAACUAACAAUGAUCCAAAAGCAGUACGUAUAAUAUUAGGAUCUGUGUACAACACAUGUGAGUCAACAGAGCAGCCUGACCAGGCUGAUGAGUUAACCACGCGAGCUAAGUUUCUUAACCAGUGCAUUACUGCAUUACGCUUGCUUCGCCAAGGUGACUGUUUCAUUUGCGAGCUUUCCGACACAUUGACUCAGUUUACUGCAGGACUUGCCUAUAUUCUAAACUUGCUCUUCAAAGAAAUUGCAUUGGUUAGUCCAACUUUUUGUCCUGUGUCAAAACAAUUCCUCGUGUGUCGUGAUUUCGUCAAUUCAGUCCAAUCUGCCACUCUAAUUGCCUACAUGGAACAAGUUUCAGAGGUUUCCUUCAACAACAAACCGUUAGAAGAAGAUAUUAUUAGCUUUCUACCCAUCAACGAGUUAUUUUCUGAAGAGUUUUACAAGUACAUUCGAACACAAUCAACAAAUCACGUUAAAGAACAGUUAAAUUGGAUUGUUAAAUGUGAGCGACUGUUGCUGUCAAAAACUCAUUUCGAGUAACAAACAUACUGUCGA
This is a messenger RNA of Dendronephthya gigantea, 2881 nucleotides long. Its product is annotated as cap-specific mRNA (nucleoside-2'-O-)-methyltransferase 2-like. The transcript has 4 exons. Gene Ontology annotation, molecular function: methyltransferase cap1 activity. The record is from RefSeq and is a predicted model, not a curated record. The coding region runs from base 236 to 2866 and encodes 876 amino acids. Lineage: Eukaryota; Metazoa; Cnidaria; Anthozoa; Malacalcyonacea; Nephtheidae. Gene Ontology annotation, cellular component: cytoplasm; nucleus. Gene Ontology annotation, biological process: 7-methylguanosine mRNA capping.